Molecule: messenger RNA, 2405 nt
Organism: Ornithodoros turicata
Lineage: Eukaryota; Metazoa; Arthropoda; Arachnida; Ixodida; Argasidae
Product: monocarboxylate transporter 12-B-like
Exons: 6
Coding region: 395-1750 (451 amino acids)
Biological process (GO): transmembrane transport
Cellular component (GO): membrane
Molecular function (GO): monocarboxylic acid transmembrane transporter activity
Source: RefSeq, a predicted model, not a curated record
UUAACGGAAGCUUUUCCUGCGCUGCUGUGAGAAACAUUUCCGUGUAUGUAUAUACGGAGGAGAAAGUUUGAAAGCUCGCCGCACACACAAUCGAUUAGAGGCUGAUCGGACUUCUCCGGCGCUGCACGUGCUCGUGUCGCCCUUCCGACUGGAACCGGUUUGUUUGUCGCUUAUCGGGAGUCGACAUUGUUCUACUCUGGGCGGAGAAAGUCAGAGAGAGCCAGCCGAAUAGAGGUUAGUGACACGCACCUGUGGCAGCAGGGAGAACGGACGCAUCGAUAACGGAGCCCGCGGAGACAGCCGUGCUCUCCUCCAGUGUGCGGAGCAGCGGCAUCCCUCAUCCAACUCUUCGGGAUCGUCUCUGCCACGGAUAUUCAUUCGCAAAGAAGCUGCCAUGACGACAAAUCGCAAAGAUGAUCCCCAAGGCAAUCCCUACCAGGACACCGCGAGGAGCUGGGUAGUAUCCGUAGCCUGCGCCUGGAACUUCUUCUGGCUGACUCUCAUCAACAGAUCCAGUGGUAUCCUCUUCGUGGCCAUCCUCGAAGCGUUCAGCCUGAGUCGGCAGGAUGCAUCGUGGGCUUUCAGUCUGAUGGAUACCCUGGCGAGCUUUACUGUGAUCAUAUGCAGCUUCUUGUACAAAGUAGUGGACACAAAGCCCAUAGCAUUAGUGGGAAGUGCUUUGACGGCGGGGACCUGCAUCCUCUGCUUCCUGGUCUAUCAGGUCCAGGUAAUAACGGUUGUUCUGGGAACGCUCAUAGGCAUUGGACAAGGGAUGAUGUACUUCACAAACACAAUCGUCAUCAACCAAUACUUCAAGAAACACCGCGCCUCGGGGAAUGGAAUUUACUUCGCCGGUGGCACUUUGAGUUCCUUCUUUUUCCCACCCAUGCUAUUCUCCAUCAUAAACUACUACGGCCUCCGCACCACGCUCCUGUUCCUCGGAGGCCUCGCGCUGCACGGCAUUCCUGGAUCGCUUCUACUCCAGUCUCCACUUACCAUGGCCAAAAAACUCGAACGGACGAAAGCCCUCGCAUCCAUCGAAAGUACCAAAGCCCUGGAAGCGAUCAAGUUCACCGAAGAAACCGCAGAAAACACCAAGAGCACCUUCCUCGGCAAAUCACUCGGCUGGGCCUGGAGCCAACUGCAAGAAUUUUCUUUUCUGAAACGUCCCAUAUUCCACGUGAUAGUCUUCACCGGGGUCGCCUUCAGUUUCUCCUUCGUGAUCUACCCGGUCACCAUUGUGGAUUUCGCCAUCACCCGUGGCAUCAGUCGGCAACACGGCGCCUUGCUGCUGACCACGUUCUCGAUGGGCGAUCUCUCGGGACGCCUGUUCACGGGCGUCCUCACCGACAGGGGGAUAAUCCAGAGAGACCAUAUGAUGGUGAUAGUGUACGCCGCGUGGAGCGCUACGUUCCUCGCCUUGCCAAUGUGCGACACUUACGCCCUCAUGGUGGCAGUCACCAUCGCUUUGGGCGUGGCUGUCGGAGGUGGGACCAUCCUCAACACUGUACUCCUGGCGGACUAUCUGGGGAUCAAAGCACUGCCCAUGUCGUUUGCCAUGUAUCGUCUCAGCUUGGGAGUCAUUUCGCUGGCGAGGCCUCUUUGCAUAGGGUACUUCAGAGAUAAAGUCGGGACGUACGACGGGCUUUAUUUCGUUAUCGGAGCCUACAGCUUCGUCAUCUGUUUAAUAUGGGCUGUGGUUUCCAUUAUACGGCUCAGCAGGGUUACGAAGAAGUACACGCUAAAGUGACAAACAUCAAGCUCAUCAUUUCCAUUCUCGUCCAUCAAGACAAACACUGUUCAAGACAUGUCAUCGCACAAUGUUAUUUAGUAUUGCACACGGUGUACCGUAAUUUCACGCGUAUAAGCCGCAAAGGAGACCAUAGAGGAGGCCAUAAACCACGUGUUCGAUAUUCCGGGGUCGGCAUGGUGUACAACAAGUGCGGUUAGUACAAGAUGGGAUCGUGCCCUUGCUGUGUGUUUUUCAUGGUUCGACCAGACCAGUGGCCUUCCAGAAGACACGAAUCACAGUCACCACUCUCGUUAAAUCUACUUGGGGUUGGGUCGAAUGUGGACGCGCCGAUGUUAGAAAAUUGUUCGUGCAUUCGCACGGUGUUGCUGUUCCAGAGGCACCGUCAGUCUUUCGCUAAAACCGGCAUAUGGCGUAUCGGGAAAAUAACGGGGAAAAAUAGUCAUCAGAUAAGCCGCACCAGUGGAUAAGCCGCAGAGCGCCGGUGAGAAAGAGAAAAUCGCAAGUAGGCCGCGGCUAAUACGCGUGAAAUUACUGUACUUCAUACGCUUUGUCUUGAGCAAUCUCAUGGAGAUUCAUCAAAACAUUAUCCAAGGGGGAAAAAAAAUUAUUCUAAACUGCAAAUAGUCAAGAAAAGAAUAAACUAUUUUUUACA